Uranotaenia lowii is the source of this 1780-nucleotide messenger RNA. RefSeq names its product RNA-splicing ligase RtcB homolog. Gene Ontology annotation, molecular function: RNA ligase (ATP) activity. Gene Ontology annotation, cellular component: tRNA-splicing ligase complex; nucleus. Gene Ontology annotation, biological process: tRNA splicing, via endonucleolytic cleavage and ligation. Lineage: Eukaryota; Metazoa; Arthropoda; Insecta; Diptera; Culicidae. The record is from RefSeq and is a predicted model, not a curated record. The transcript is spliced from 2 exons. Bases 145 to 1665 code for a protein of 506 amino acids.
UCAGCCCGGCCGCAAUUUCAGAAGUUGUGCAAAUUAUCAGCCGAAUUGGAACUAAUUUGAAGUGUUUUUGAGUUCAAAAACUGCGGAAAUCAAGUUAGGUUUCCAAUUUUCCACAGCUAAUUUAGAGAAAACAACCCGGCAAACAUGGUGGUCCGCGAGUACAAUGAGGAGCUGAAGUAUAUCGAGCGGAUUUCGCCGAACAGUUUCCUGAUCAAGAAAGGAUUCCAGCCAAAUAUGAACGUGGAAGGAAUUUUCUAUGCAAACAGCCGGCUGGAAAAGCUGAUGUUCGAUGAGCUACGCAAUUCCUGCCGGCCCGGCAUGACCGGGGGUUUCCUGCCGGGCGUGAAGCAGAUUGCCAAUGUGGCCGCGCUGCCCGGGAUUGUAGGAAGAUCUGUCGGUCUUCCGGAUAUUCAUUCCGGGUACGGUUUUGCCAUCGGAAACAUGGCCGCCUUCGAUAUGGGUGAUCCGACCUCGAUCGUAUCUCCCGGAGGGGUCGGUUUCGACAUAAACUGUGGAGUUCGGCUGCUGAGAACUAAUCUUUUCGAGAAGGACGUUAAACCGGUCCAGGAACAGUUGGCCCAGAGUUUGUUUGAUCACAUUCCGGUGGGAGUUGGAUCGAAGGGUAUCAUCCCGAUGAAUGCUCACGACCUGGAGGAAGCGCUUGAAAUGGGUAUGGAUUGGUCCCUGAGAGAGGGUUACGUUUGGGCCGAGGAUAAGGAGCACUGCGAAGAGUACGGUCGAAUGUUGAAUGCCGAUCCGGGUAAGGUGAGCAUGAGGGCCAAGAAGCGUGGUCUGCCUCAGUUGGGAACGCUGGGAGCGGGAAAUCAUUAUGCGGAAAUCCAGGUGGUUGAGGAAAUUUACGAUAAGUAUGCGGCUAGCAAGAUGGGAAUCGAAGAGCUGGGCCAAAUUUGCGUUAUGAUCCAUUCAGGAAGCCGAGGUUUUGGUCAUCAAGUUGCUACCGAUGCUCUGGUCGAAAUGGAAAAGGCUAUGAAGCGAGACAAAAUCGAAACCAACGAUCGUCAGCUGGCUUGCGCCAGGAUCAAUUCCAAUGAAGGACAGAACUAUCUGAAAGCUAUGGCUGCUGCUGCUAAUUUCGCCUGGGUCAAUCGAAGUUCCAUGACAUUCCUCACUAGACAAGCUUUUGCCAAACAAUUUAACACUACCCCCGAUGAUUUGGAUAUGCACGUCAUUUACGACGUGUCUCACAACGUAGCCAAAAUGGAAGAACACAUGAUCAACGGAAGGCCCAAACAGCUCCUCGUGCAUCGUAAAGGAUCAACUCGAGCCUUCCCACCGCAUCACCCUCUAAUCCCCGUAGAUUACCAACUAACAGGUCAACCCGUCCUAGUAGGUGGUUCCAUGGGAACCUGCAGUUUCGUAUUGACCGGAACAGAGAAAGGAAUGGAAGCCACCUUUGGCUCGACCUGCCACGGUGCAGGACGCAGCCUUUCAAGAGCUAAAUCCCGCCGAAACCUGGACUACAAAGAUGUGCUGCGGGAUCUGGAGGCCAAGGGUAUUUCGAUUCGGGUUGCAUCUCCUAAGCUGGUCCAGGAGGAAGCACCCGAUUCGUACAAGGAUGUUCGGGAUGUGAUACAAACUUGUCACGAUGUGGGCAUCAGUGCUAAGGCUAUUAAAUUGCGCCCGAUCGCAGUCAUCAAAGGAUAAGAUGGGGUUUCGUAAUAAUUGGAAAUGUGUGAGAUUACAAAAAGUCUAAGCAUGAGUGAAUACGUUUGAACCAUUUAACAAACAAAGCAUAAAAAAUAAAAAAUCAGGAAUAAAA